GGGCGUCUGGGAGGACCCGAGGACGGAAGAGGGUGGCCGUAGGCCGGGCCCCGCCCCGGGGCCGCCUUCCAGCGGGUUCUUUUUGCCUUGGCUGCCUCGGAGGCUGUGGCGGCAGUGGCCGCCGGGCGCGCGUAAGAUGGCGACUGCGGCGGCGGAAGCCCUGGGCCUCCUGUGGGGCUGGCUGUGGAGCGGGCGCUUCUGGCUGCCUCAGAACGUGAGCUGGGCGGACCUGGAGGGCCCGGGCGACGGCUACGGCUACCCGCGCGCCCGGCACGUGCUGUCGGUGUUCCCGCUGGCAGCAGGUCUCUUCUCCGUGAGGAUGCUGUUCGAGCGAUUUAUUGCUAAACCCUGUGCACUCCGUAUUGGCAUUGAAGACAGUGCUGUCUACCAGGUGGAAUCCAAUGUCACCCUUGAGAAGGUGUUCACAUCUAUCUCUAAGUAUCCUGAUGAGAAAAGGCUGAAGGGCCUAUCAAAGCAACUGGACUGGGAUGUUCGAAAAAUCCAAUGCUGGUUUCGCCAUCGGAGAAAUCAGGACAAGCCUCCAACGCUCACUAAGUUCUGUGAGAGCAUGUGGAGAUUCACUUUCUAUUUUUGUAUCUUCUGCUACGGAGUCAGAUUUCUCUGGUCGAUGCCUUGGCUCUGGGAUACCCGACAGUGCUGGUACAACUAUCCAUAUCAGCCACUCUCAAGAGAGCUCUAUUACUACUAUCUCACACAGCUGGCCUUCUACUGGUCCCUCGUGUUCUCUCAGUUUAUAGAUGUUAAAAGAAAGGACUUCCUGAUGAUGUUUAUGCAUCAUUUGAUCGCCGUCACGCUCAUCAGUUUCUCCUACAUCAACAACAUGGUGCGAGUGGGAGCCAUCAUCUUGUGUCUGCAUGACUCCGCCGACUCCUUGCUAGAAGCUGCCAAGCUGGCCAAUUACGCCAGACAGGAGCGGCUCUGUAACACCCUCUUUGUGAUCUUUGGUGCAGCUUUUAUGGUUACUCGUCUAGGGAUCUUCCCUUUGUGGAUUCUGAACACAACCCUCUUUGAGAGCUGGGAGAUUAUUGGGCCCUUUCCUUCCUGGUGGCUCUUCAAUGGCCUCCUCCUGAUCCUACAGAUGUUGCAUGUCAUCUGGUCCUACCUAAUCGCACGAACUGCUUUUAAAGCCUUGGUCCGGGGCAAGGUGACCUACCCAGGAGGGAUUAGCCCCGGCUCUGUACCCUCUGCUCUUUUCUCACCUCCUUCCUCUUUUCUAUGCCUGGUGGCAGCUGGACAGUCCCAUCCUCUGCAUGUGUCUAAGGAUGACCGCAGUGAUGUAGAAAGCAGCUCAGAGGAAGAUGAGACCACACACACGAACAACCUCUCUGGCAGCAGUUCCAGCAACGGUGCCAACUGCAUGAACGGCCGCAUGGGAGGCAGCCACUUGGCUGAGGAGCAGGGGACUUGUAAAGCUGCUGGCAACCUACACUUUGGGGCCUCCCCACGUAUACACUCCUGUGACUAGAGGGACCGCCAGGCACUGAGGAGAAUCUGAGAAACAAAUGUUUUUGUGUUUUAAAGAAACUCUGCCAUUUUGUAUUUAAUGCCCUGGUCCUUCAGUGACAUCACUGGCUCUUUGUCUGUGUGUCUGUGCGUCUGUACAUGUGCAUCAUGCAUGUGGAUGAGCGUCAUCCACUAGGUUGGGCACAAGGCUGGAUUACUAGUCAGUGUCUGGUCACUUCUGAAUCACCUCCGGUCCAGCGUUCGCUGUAUCUUGAGUUAAGCUGUCUCCCAACCAGCUGUGUCCUCUUUCCGUGGCUCUUGAGACUCUUCAGUUCCUGGUCCAUGGAAGUCAGUGGUGCGGCCACUUGGCUCCAGCACUUGGAGACUGUUCUUUUGGAGGAGGAAGUAAUUUUCACCUGAUGGAACACUCUGGAUAGACACCAGGAUCACUGUAGCCACAUGCCCCCUUCCUGCCACCCGACAGUGUCAGGGACAGCCACUGACGCCCUGCUGCUUAUUCAAUGGUACGCAGGGAGGGGAGGGGAGGGGAGGGUGAGCUGAGAUUCGGAGAACAGCAACCACUGGUUGUGCUGUUAAUGAUUUUAUACUAUUGUUUAUUCUUCUGUGAUUAAAGUGUUUCAACCCUCUACUGUCUGUCUCUUUAGUAACUAUCCCUGCUGCAGCUUUGGCUGCCUGAGCCUCCUCAGUGCUGAGGUCAUAGACAUGCUCCAUGAUUAGGAAGUUUUCCAUGGGCUGGAGAGUUCUUGCAGAGGACCCAGCUCUGGUCUCUAGCCCUGAUACAGGGUUUUAAUGUAGACAUAUUUAAUUGGUGUGCUAGCAGGUUUUAUAUCAACUUGACACAAGUUAUAGUCACUUUGAAAAGAGGGACCCUCAGAUGAGAAAACUCCCCUAGAUUGGCCAGUGGGCAAGCCUAUAUAGAGCAUUUUCUUAACUGAUGAUUGACUGGGGGCAGGCAGCCCAUUGUGGGUAUGGGGCCAUCCCUGAACUGUUGGUCCUGGGGUUUAUGAGGAAUCAGAGCAAGCCAUGGGGAGCAAGCCAAGGGCAGCACCCUCCAUGACCUCUGCAUGAGCUCCUGCCUCCAGGUCCCUGCCCUAUGUGAGUUCCUGCCCAGACUUGCUUCUGUGAUGGACAAUGCAGUGGAAGUGUAAGCUGAAUAAACCCAUUCUUCCC
Molecule: messenger RNA, 2655 nt
Organism: Rattus norvegicus (Norway rat)
Lineage: Eukaryota; Metazoa; Chordata; Mammalia; Rodentia; Muridae
Gene: Cers5
Product: ceramide synthase 5
Biological process (GO): ceramide biosynthetic process; sphingolipid metabolic process
Cellular component (GO): nucleus; membrane; endoplasmic reticulum membrane
Molecular function (GO): DNA binding; sphingosine N-acyltransferase activity
Source: RefSeq, marked validated